AUGAUGAGCUUUGGCCAAAGUGCAGCAGAUACUGAAGAUGUGGUACUUCAAAUCUGUGCAGCUAUGAGACUCCCAGUGGUUCAUUUUGAGAUUGGUAUGCGAAGCUUUCAAGCGUCUUUCGCCGGCAUUGUUCACACUGUGCCUUUUGCAAGGGGCAUCGAUGCGGACAAGCUCGCUUCGACCAUCUCUUUGGCAAACCUGAUGCUGAAUCAGGUGGGCAGCGUUCAAGGUGCAUCAGAUCUUUUGGAUGAUAUUUUUGGGCACAGGCCGUCCUAUAGCCCCUUUGUUCAAUACUUUGCUUUUUGCAGCAUGAGCAUCCUAGCAUCCAUUGCGGCAUUCAUGGGCACCUUCCGUGAUGCAGCAGUUGUGGCCAUCCUGGUUCCAUUUGUUGUUUUGGUGCAGGUUCUUUGCCGACGUUUCAGCUACCAACUCGGAGACUUGGAAGCCUUCCUUGUAGCGCUGACGGUUGGUGCUCUCACUCCAUUCGCCUUGCAGUUUCUCGAAGCUCCCAUUUGUGAAGUUCCCACGAUAUAUUUAUCGCCGCUGCUUGUAUAUUUGCCUGGAUCGCAACUGAUUUAUGGAGCCUAUGAGAUCCAAUUUGGCUCUUUGGUCAACGGGAUAAGUCAACUUGGCUCCUGUGUCGUCCGCUGCAUGUUCCUUGCAAUGGCUCUGCUGAUUGGAUGGCAGUUUUUUGGCCAUGGUUUCUACAAGGGAGAAACAUCAUCAGCUGCUGCUGCAUCUUUGGUUCCAGUAGACAUGUCUUGCAUGUUUCCCUAUGGUUGGCAUGCCAUAUUCUUUGGUUGGAACAUUCCGCUACUCCUUUUCGUUUUUGUUGGCUUGAACAUGCCACUUUGCAAAAUGCUGGCCCCAGCACUCAUUGGAUAUGUGUCCCUACUUCUCUACAUUGUUUUGCUGCAACAUCCGGCAGUCAGAGGUUUCUUUCCAGUGCGCAUAAUUGACUCUAUUGCCCUCUUUGUGGCAGCAAACUUGGCAUAUCUUCAUGAAUAUUACACUUCAUCACCUGCUAUCUUGGCGAUCCUUCCAAUUCUUCUGAUUUUGGCCCCAGGUUCACAUGUGCUCCUGUCAAUUCUGUCUUCAGUUCAACGUAGUGCCAAGAUACUUGUCAUGGUGGAGCCGGUCUUGGACCUUUUGCUUCAGGGAGUUGCAUACGCUGUGGGUCUAACUUUAGCAAUGCGCCUUUGGAAGCCUUUCCUACAGCGAAAGUUGGCUCGGCGGCUGGCCAGGACCAUGCACUUGUACUGA
Molecule: messenger RNA, 1263 nt
Organism: Durusdinium trenchii
Lineage: Eukaryota; Dinophyceae; Suessiales; Symbiodiniaceae
Source: the annotation of a GenBank genome assembly